Larimichthys crocea (large yellow croaker) is the source of this 3734-nucleotide messenger RNA. RefSeq names its product major facilitator superfamily domain-containing protein 12. The record is from RefSeq and is a predicted model, not a curated record. Lineage: Eukaryota; Metazoa; Chordata; Actinopteri; Sciaenidae. Gene Ontology annotation, molecular function: symporter activity. The coding region runs from base 574 to 2043 and encodes 489 amino acids. The transcript has 11 exons. Gene Ontology annotation, cellular component: plasma membrane. Gene Ontology annotation, biological process: regulation of melanin biosynthetic process; pigment metabolic process involved in pigmentation; carbohydrate transport.
GUCUCCGUUGUUGUUUACAUCUGUGUCUCUGUCGCCAGAUGUGCCUCUCGUUAGCAGAGGGCUCGUGUCGGUGUUUUCCGUGCCGGGGUUGGACUUCACGUGAGAGGAGACAUUUUUCUGUCUCAUUUGAACGGGAAUGUUUCUGUUUUGUGACAGAAAGCUGAGAGAAAACAUGUACGCCAGGUUUCAUGCGUUCAUUAACGUCAGCUAGUUAUUAUUUUUAAUAAGCGGUGAGAGGAGGGAUGCUGUGCGCGCCCUGCGCUCUCUGUGUUUCGGUUUUGUUCCUCCUCGGAUGCUCCUCCUGGCUUUAACUAUCCACUGUCACCUGAUUCCAAGAGGAAAUGACAGGAUGUUUGAGUACACAGAAGACAGAGAGGACACUCAUGAUCAUAUGGAGUACAUGUGGAGGCAGUGACAUGUGAAAAAAGGGAACCGAGAGCAGCUCUGUCGACAUUCAGCUCCGUGGAACUUCACAAGAAACCAAAGUGGUCUAACUUUAGCUGCUUUAUUCAGAUGACUGCGUCCACGCAGCGUGUUCAGCUGUAAACCUUUCUCCACAGUCUCCACGCAGUCAUGUCGGACACACAGAGGUCCCUGCCCGCCCUGAAGAGGCUCAGCUAUGCGGUGGGACACUUUCUGAACGACCUGUGUGCCUCCAUGUGGUUCACAUACCUGCUGGUCUUCUACCACUCAGUGCUGGGCUUCCAGAACACAAAUGCAGGUGUGCUGCUGCUGGUCGGGCAGAUCGCUGAUGCCAUCUGUACGCCUCUCAUCGGAUACGAGUCUGACAGAACGCCGGGCUGUGGCAACUACGGCAAGAGGAAGACAUGGCAUUUAGUUGGUACGCUGAGUGUGCUGCUGUCCUUUGCCUUCAUCUUCAACCAGUGUCUGGGCUGUGCCGCCGUCACCCCUCAGUGGGCCAGCCUGACCUACUUCGUCCCAUUCAUCAUCAUCUUUCAGUUCGGCUGGGCCGCCACUCAGAUCUCCCACCUGUCUCUGAUUCCAGAGCUGGUCACCUGCGAGCACGCAAAAGUGGAGCUCACUGCGUACAGGUAUGCCUUCACAGUGAUCGCCAACAUCACGGUGUACGCGGUGGCUUACCUGCUGUUCCACAUGCAGACCAGAGAGGACGACGACCCGCUCAGCGAUACGCUCGGACCAGCAGACGUCCCCAUCUUUAGGAAUCUGGCGUUGAUCGUCCUCGGCAUCGGCGUUCUCUUCUCCCUCUUCUUCCACCUGGGAACCACCGAGUCCAAGUCUGGAGCAGGUGGUGAGGCCGGAGAAGAGGAGGGGAGGAAGAGGAUGGAGGAGGAAGAGGAGGAGGAGGAGGGGGCGGAGCGGAGACCUCUUCUUUCUCGCCCAAGGACACUGUCGUCUCUCCUGCAGUGGAAAUGUUGGCUGAGGCAGCCUUCGUUUUACCAGGUGGCCUUACUCUACAUGUCCACCAGGCUGAUAGUCAAUCUGUCUCAGACCUACAUCUCAAUGUAUCUCAUCAACACUCUGGGUCUGCCCAAGAAGUUUAUUGCAACAAUUCCAUUAGUGAUGUACGUGAGCGGCUUCCUGUCCUCCUUCAUCAUGAAGCCUCUUAGUAAACUCAUUGGGAAAUGUCUCACCUACUUUGUGGGCCUGCUGCUGAUCAUGGCCUUCUCCUUUUGGGUGCUGGUGGAUGGCAAGAUGGGUCAGCAAGUGUACGGAGCCGCUGUGCUGCUGGGUGCAGGGUCCGCCACUAUCCUGGUCAUAUCACUAGCCAUGACCGCCGAGCUCAUCGCAGAUCAGACGCAAAGUGGAGCAUUUGUGUACGGAGCCAUGAGUUUCACUGACAAGUUGGCUAAUGGAGUGGCUGUGAUGAUCAUUCAGGCCCUGCAUCCCUGCCAUACUGUGUUGUGCUGCCCGGCCUGUGUGUGGUUCUAUCAUGACAUCAUGGUCGCAGUAACUGGGGGUGUGGCAGUCGUCGCAACUUUGGCGCUCUGCUCAAUCCUUAUCUGGCCAAUCAAGAUCAGACCACGUGGUCAGCCAGUGGAGGAUGAAGCCAGAAUUAACUGACAGCCCCUCCCCCACAUUCCUGACCACUGAGCCUGCAGCAGAGCGACAGGAAGUCAAACUGGACCUGGACCGGUCUGAUCUGAUCUGACAGGAAUGCUUUCACUUUUGUUUCUUUCUAUGAUCGGUCUUCAGUCUUUCAGGGGAUUUCCUGACCGCUGUGCCACUUUUAGCUCUUAGCAGGGAGUUACCUGGGAAACCAAACUGAGAUUGUAUUUUCUGUUUAACUGACAUUUUCAGCCCGCACCUUGUUUUCGAGUCAUUUUCCAUCAUAAAAUCUGACUAGUGUGUUCAUGUUGCUGCAGUGAAGCGAUGAGUAAUUCAGCAGCUGAUUUUCAGACACUAUAGUGUGAGUAGUGAGUGUAACGUCUCUUACCUCUCACUGCUUCAGGUUUAAAGUGGAGAUAAAAAGAAAAGAAAGAAAAGAUUUAACAAAUUUAAUAAAGCAGUAUGAACAAACAAAAAAUACAAAAAAUAAAUAAGAAAAUCAAAACUAACAAUUAUUUUAUUUAUGUUAAAAAGGUCAAUCCACCUCCUGGAGUCCAUAUAACUAAUGAAGGGAAGCUGAUUCUUUUAGAUUUUUGAAACGAUCGUUGAUCGUUUUUCAUUUUUAUUUUUAUCAUCUUUAGUAUUUAACUUUUUCCAUAGAAUUCUAAUUUUAGGACAGCACUUCAUUAAACUGCAUCAAAAAGGGACAAAGAUGAUAAAGUUUAGAUUCUUUGCAGGGACUUGACCAAAGGUUCUAAACUCAGCACAGAGCUGUGAGCAUGAACACACUUCAGAUGCUUGUCCAUGACAAUUAUAGGGAACUCUGGAAAAUGAUGAGUCACAAAAGUCAAACUUUAUGUCAUUGCACAUCAGCUGUAUGAGACAAUACAGAGCUGAUUCACCUCACGUGGAUCCUCUUAAAGGGAACUGUUUAUGGUGCUGCUUCAUUGAUGAGGAUGAUGAAGGGAACAGAAGCAGUGUGAGGUGUGCUGAAGUGAUGAAGCUCAGAAACACCAAAGAAGAAUCACGGACCAUUUAAAGUCCUCACAGCUGACGUCAGUUCCACUGAUGUUUCAGCUGAACUCCAGAAAGUUAAACGCUUCUUGAACAUUCUAACACUACAGUGACAGUCGCACAGACUGAAACUGACUGCAGGAGAUAAAAAGGAGAACCCAAGGCCUCGCUGCAACGCACAAACGGCACUACAACAACACGUUAUGAGAACUUACCUUGAAUGUUACUGCUGAGUCAUUGUGCACUUCUGAGAGGAGAGUUUGUCUCCCAGUGAAGGAGCCUCAGACAGACAGGAUACAUGUUCGUGCCUCACUGUUGUAAUUGAUUGAUAUGAAAGCACUCUUCUUUGUCACUUAUCAUUCCGGCAGAUUUUUCAUCUCACCAAAUGAAAUAUUUUUAUAAUCAAAAAAACUUGAAUAGAAUUGUGUGAUAUAAAAUGACUUAAAAGGGAUCAAUGCUAAAAUAUGUACAAAUAUAAUGUGUGAAUACUAAUAGAAGGGAAUCAUGCCGGUAAAUGAACAGAGCAGGCACUGAUGUUUAAGUGACUGAUGUUCUGCAAACCUCUGUGAUAAUUCUUCAUCCAAACUAUGACUUCAUGUUUUUACUUUAUGUUAUGCCUUUAUUUCUCAGCGACUUCUAUGAUUCUAUUUUAUAAAGAGACAUUAAACAAGUUUCUUGAGGUGCAACCAAAA